AUGCAACUCCAGUACCUCCUCCCCGCCGCGUUCUUUGCCGCCGCAACCAUGGCCGCAAAGUUCAACGGCUUCUCCAAUGUUGCCUGCCAGCAGUACGACGGCACCUACAUCCCCAUGACAGCAACCCAACUCCAAGAUAUCGUCGUCAAGUCCUGGGCGACUACGCAAGAAAUCCCCGAAGCAUCGCGCUCCUUCACUGCGCCUGAUGACAAGAAGCUCUGCCCUUCUAACUCGGAUGAUACGUACAAAUGGGUCUCGAUCCCGCAGUGGUCGCAGGGAAGCAAGUGGCCUGCUGGUAAUGGUGGUGCGCUGGCGGUGGUUUACUACAAGGAGACUGAUACGUACAAUGUGUGCCGUUAUCUCUCCGCUGCUCAAGCGGAUGGGUACAAGGGUGCUUGCAAGUGGGAAUGA
This is a messenger RNA of Alternaria novae-zelandiae, 411 nucleotides long. RefSeq lists its product as uncharacterized. The coding region runs from base 1 to 411 and encodes 136 amino acids. The transcript is spliced from 2 exons. The record is from RefSeq and is a predicted model, not a curated record. NCBI's taxonomy places the organism in Eukaryota, Fungi, Ascomycota, Dothideomycetes, Pleosporales, Pleosporaceae.